AUGAAUUUAAAAACACUUUUUUACGUUUCGUUUUUAACGAUUUCACUUAGUCAUAUCGUAUUAUCAUUCGUCGAUUACUAUAGCACAGCCCCUUAUUCCACACCAGGACCUCCUUCACCCGCUACCCAAAUCUAUAGUACUAAAAUAAAGGGAACAAAAUUUAAUCAUCAUGAUUUCGAAGCUUACGUGGAUAAGGUGGCCAAAAAAUUGGUCAAGAUGUUACAAGGUGUUAAAAUUUUAUUGAAACAUAAUAAGGAUAAAAGAUCAAUAAGGAUCAAUCCCAUAGAUGUUGUGCUAGCAAUAGACGCUAGUGGUGCCAUGGGUCUAGAUAAAUUCGAGUGUGCCAAAUAUUUUGCUAAAUUCGUCAUAGAGAAUCUAAAUUUAAUCAAUGAUGUGAGUAUAGCAGGAACAAAUAUCGGUAUAGUCACAUUUGCUAAAGAAGCUAAAACAAAUUUAUACAUGGAGAAUGGGAUAGCAUUAGACAAAAUCAAUCAAAAAUUAAUUAAUUUAAAAUACAUGGGAUAUAAAAAAAGCGCGAAAGACAAGGCACUUAAAGAAGCCUUGAAGAUGCAUUACCAAUCUAUGAGGCCAUACUCGAUUAAAAUGGUUAUAAUUUUUAGUCCAAAUGGUGCCAAAAAUUCGAGUUCUAUUACCGAUUAUAAAAUAUUGAAUGAUACAUAUAAAGAUAAAGGUAUAAAAUUAUUUGGUGUGGUAAUGGGAGGUCAAGUUGAUCAUAAAGAAAAUUCUAUUGAAUCAAUAACCGAGACAUUUUAUCCCUACAUUCAUGUUCCGCCUAUAUGCGACUUAUUGUAAAGCAUUUUACAACAUUCCAUUUUUGACAUAUUACCCAUCUUUCCAAAAUUAGCUUACAGUAUAUAAACAAUUUAUAUUAUUAGGAUAUUGUUCUCUUAUAAAUAAUAGUAUACAUAUAAUUAGAUCUUCUCUAUGUGUAUGUAUUUUUAUUUUUAUUUCAUACUUUAUCAAAUGUGUUAUUUAUAUAUUUAUAAA
This is a messenger RNA of Gordionus sp. m RMFG-2023, 1008 nucleotides long. RefSeq lists its product as uncharacterized. Lineage: Eukaryota; Metazoa; Nematomorpha; Gordioida; Chordodea; Parachordodidae. The record is from RefSeq and is a predicted model, not a curated record. The transcript is spliced from 5 exons. Bases 1 to 813 code for a protein of 270 amino acids.